ACAAGCUGCCCCAAAUAGUGAGGAAAACAAAACAGUCCCCAAAUUUCGACUCUUUAUCUUUCUCUCUCCCACACCUUCAUUUUAAGUCAAGUCUUCUCCAACUGUCUCUUUUCCUAGAAAAACCCACAAUACUCAACCCUCUACCUUUCCUAUACUCCUUUCUCAACUAUAAGUACCUACCUCAAUUAUUCAAAUUCCCAAAACUCAACACAUAAAAAAACUCUCUUCUUUUCUCUCUCUCUCUUUCUCUCUAUCUAAAGUAAACCAAAACAUUACCAAUUACACACUUAAUUAACCUAACUUUUUUUCUUCCAUUUCAACAUGACUCGCUCACUUAGAACAUUACAAUCCAUUUCCUCCGCCGCACCUCCGCCGGACUCCACCGCCUCAUUAGAAUCCGACUUCGUUGUCAUCCUCGCCGCCCUCCUCUGCGCUCUCAUAUCCGUCGUCGGCCUCACCGCCAUCGCCCGAUGCGCUUGGCUCCGCCGCGGCCCUGCCGCCGGAGCCUCCCCGGCCACAGCCGUCGCUAACAAAGGUCUCAAAAAGAAAGUUCUCAAUUCACUUCCGAAAUUCACCUACCUCGACGACACUCCCGGAAAAUGGAUAGUCUCGUCGGAGUGCGCCAUUUGUCUCUCGGAGUUCACCGCCGGCGAAGAGGUUAAAGUACUUCCCCAGUGCGGUCACGGCUUCCACGUGGCAUGUGUAGACACGUGGCUUGGCUCUCACUCUUCGUGUCCUUCUUGCCGAGCUCCUUUCGCCGUCGCUAGGUGUCAGAAAUGCGGCCUAUACCAACCAAAUCCCGCCGGAGAAGUCCCCGGAGAAACAGAGCCGAAGUCCAUCGGCGGCGGCGAGAAUGCAGAAGUUGUUGUUAAUGUUAACUGUAUUAGCGACGGUGUAGAUAGACAUAGCCACAGUGGUUAUAAUGGCUUCUUGCCUUAAAACUUGUUAUAUUAUAUUUUCUUAUUAAUAUUAAUUUGUAUAUUUAAAUGUAAAUUUUAUAUAUAAUUUUGUUUAGAUCUCUGCUUUUUCUUUUCUUUUUUCUCAGUUGAGUUUAUCUCAAUAUACUAAAAUUUUGGGCAAUUUUUCAACUUUUAUCUUACAUUAUCUUUUAUCCAUUAAAUACUCUUUUUCUUUUUGAUAAAGACUAUUAUUAUUAUAAUGAUAUUGAUAUCGAUCAAAGUCUAUUUU
Messenger RNA from Lathyrus oleraceus (garden pea), 1188 nucleotides. Its product is annotated as RING-H2 finger protein ATL8. NCBI's taxonomy places the organism in Eukaryota, Viridiplantae, Streptophyta, Magnoliopsida, Fabales, Fabaceae. The transcript has a single exon. The coding region runs from base 322 to 939 and encodes 205 amino acids. The record is from RefSeq and is a predicted model, not a curated record.